AUGAGUGGUGGAGGAGGUGGAGGUGUUGGUGGUAGUCUUGGAGUUAGCGUCGGUUUGAGCAGUGGCAGUGGUAGCGGCAGCAGUAGCAGCAGCGCGGCUGCCAUCAAUGCCGCUGCCACACUGCAUUGUCUCACCUCGGUGGGCAGCAGUCAUAGCAGUGGCGGCAGCGGUAGCAUUAAUGGCAGCAGCGGUGGUGGUGGCUCUGGUGGCAGUGGUGGCAUUGGCCUUGGCGGUGGCAGUGGUGGUGGUGGUAGUCAUAGUGGUGUACAUGCCAGUUUGGGGCUCACUGCAAUGGGCAUGGCAGCAGGCUGUGGCGGUGGUGGCAGCGGUUUGAGUGCAUUCGGUAGCGGUGCGGGCAGUUUGGCGGCGUUCGGUGGCAGUGGCGGUAGUAGCAGUAGUUCCAGUGGUAGUGGCGCCAAUCAUCAUCAUCAUCAUCAUCAUCACAAUAGUGUUGGAGUUGGUGGCAUUGGUGGUGGCGGCAACAAUUUGAAUAUAGCAACGGCAACCCUAACGGCAGCUCCAACGCAUGGCGUCGGCGCGAGCAGUGGCUUCGGCAGUUUGGGCGGCAUCAGUGUGGGUGUAGGCGUGGGUAUGGGCAUGAGUAUGGGCGGUGGCAACCUCAACUCGCUGGUUGUUGGUAAUCGAUUAAUGAAUGCAGGCUUACCGACGAUAUUGAAAUGA
Molecule: messenger RNA, 681 nt
Organism: Zeugodacus cucurbitae (melon fly)
Lineage: Eukaryota; Metazoa; Arthropoda; Insecta; Diptera; Tephritidae
Exons: 1
Coding region: 1-681 (226 amino acids)
Source: RefSeq, a predicted model, not a curated record